Messenger RNA from Calliphora vicina (urban bluebottle blowfly), 2474 nucleotides. RefSeq lists its product as uncharacterized. The coding region runs from base 1 to 2316 and encodes 771 amino acids. Lineage: Eukaryota; Metazoa; Arthropoda; Insecta; Diptera; Calliphoridae. The record is from RefSeq and is a predicted model, not a curated record. The transcript is spliced from 10 exons.
AUGUCCACUAUAAAUGACAAUGAAAUUGUAAUAACUUUUGACGAACUGCGGCAAUUAGAUAAAGCCGACAUUUCUGUGUGUGUAGAUAAAUACAGUGCGUUAAGUAUUUGUGAGAAAAGCUCUGCUCAUCCUGGUGAAAUUUAUAAUAUCUGGGCGCAAAAACUAUUCAAAGCUUAUGAUGUGGAGGAUUUUUCCAGCAAAGAUUGGCACAGGAUUAUUGAACACUUGAACAAUGUAUUGCUGGAGUUUGUUAAAAAACUAAACGCUACAAAUGAUACAACUAAUAAUCAAUUGGAACAGUGGUGGUUAGAUACUCAAGAAUUGUUAAAAUGGUUGGAAAAAGCAAUCAACUCUCUUGACAUCGUUAUAAUUAGUUUAAUACUUACAUUUGUUUUGGAAAUUGUAAUUAAAACUUGUAAAUUUGCAAACAAGAGAAAUCUUAAAAGAUUAUUGAAGCUACAACAGUUAAUAAUAAACCUGACCAACAACUCCAUAUUAAAAUUGCCCAUUGCAGAUGCCAACGAGUUUGAAAGUUUUAAUAAAGUUGUUUAUGUUUUUAAAGUUAUAUCAUCAUUAUGUGAUGUUGGCUGUUUGAUUUCGUCGUCUGAUUUUAAAACAUCUAUAGAAACAUGGCGUGCUGUAGUCAAAUUAAGUGAAAAAUAUAGUAAUUGUCAUAGAAAUUUUCCUGAUACUGAAAUUGAAAAUUGUACAAAUACAGAAACGCAUUGGUAUGCUAAAGCAAUAUUGGGUAUAUUUAAGGAACUGAAUCAAAUUAUACGUCUCUACAAUCGGAACCCAGCCUCAAGUAAUGACAACUUGUUACAAAUAGCACAGUUUUAUAUGAAAAUUCUUAGAAUAAUUAUUAAUUAUUCCAAGGACAAAGUGAAAACAUUUCCAGCCACGAAAGAAUUUAUUGAAUUAUAUAAUCUAUGUCAUCAUGACAUGGCAAAAAAUGAUAAUCCCAAAAUAGAUUUAUUAAUUAAUAAAGGUAUAUUUGAUAUACUUUUACUAAUUUACAGCGAAAAUGGUAUGGUGGAGUUAAUUCUGCAACACCUUAAAUAUGAUGUGGAUAAUUUUGAAUCUUGUGAUUUAGUGUUGGAUUAUCUUAAAGUCAACAUUGAAAAUUGUUGUAAAAAUCGUUUAAAUGUUAGACCACAUGUAGAUGUGCUAUUGAAGUUAUAUAAUUGUUUAUUUGAAGGACCUUUAAUGUUCAUCGAUGGAGAUAAAUAUAUUAAAAUAUUGGAAUAUUUCGUUGUAUUAACUGCUCUUGAUUCUACCAAUGAACUACAUAAGAAAUUGUGUGAAUAUGUAUUGAAUUCAAGUUGGAUUCGAGCUUAUGCCAGUAUGGAAAUCUUAAAUAUAUACUACAGAAACAUUUUCAAUCAAGGCAAAAGUGUUGCAAAUUUAAAUUGUUUAGAAUUUUGGCUUAAAAUGUGGAACAAAUUAAACAAAUCCAAUGACGGAUUUAGACAACAUAAAAAAUUAAUUGAAGUUUUACUUAAAACUACAUUACUCAGUAUUACCGAUGCUAAACUACAACAUUACCAUUGCAAUAAGUUGGAAAAUAUGGAAAUGAUAUUAUUAAUAUGUGACAAAGAAACUGAACAAAGUAUGCAAUAUUUACAAACAAGUUUAGUUAAAAAUCUAACGAAAAUGCAAGAACGUCAUAUAAAUGGUUUGGGGUACAGGGAAUUGCUAAACUUAUUGGAAAUUUGUGCCUUCAAACCACAACUACUAAAUAAUCAUCUAAAAGAAAACCUUUUAGCGACAUUUACUGGCUUAUUUUCUUUAUCACCAUCAGAACUUGGUAGAUUUCGAGAAUUUGUGAAUAAAUGUUUAAGAAUUUUCUGGUUAAAACAAGAUAAGCUGCUUAAUGAAAAACUAUUAAAGUAUUUAAUGGGACACGAACAGCACUGUUGUAAUAUACAAAGUGUAUUUUUAAUAGAAUUUGUGCUGAAACAUAGACCGCAGUCUACUAAACUAUUACAAGCUUUAAAUACCUAUAACAAACUAACAACUAGCAUAAUCAGUUUAAUAGAACAUGCCCCAUUACAUAAUAAAUCAAUAGAUUUCAAAGUUUUCAAAGACCUAAACAAGAACUUUAAACAAUCAAGUAGCCCCCAGAGUGAGCAAGAGCAAAUCAAGAAAAAACCACGUCUAGAUAAAGGUAAUUUUUCAAACAUUAAAUUUAUUUUAAAUGAUCUGCACUUAAACACUCAAAAACUUUUAAAUUUUGAGCACUCAACAUUCGAUGCUAAAGAUUUUGAAUUAAUGCAAAAGAUUAAGAAUAAUAUAGACAAAUGUUUAACAAAAUAAAUUUUACAUCUGAGGUUUUUUUUUUAUUGUUAUCAUUAAAUAUACAUACAUAUUAUAAUAUACAAAACAUAUUAUACUUAAAUUUUAUAUACAACAUUUUAAGCUUAAAAAUAAAUCAUUACAACUAAAAUAAAACGGCAAGGCGCAUUUAAAUAAUA